Galeopterus variegatus (Sunda flying lemur) is the source of this 8163-nucleotide messenger RNA. It is a transcript of the gene POLQ, whose product is annotated as polymerase (DNA directed), theta. Gene Ontology annotation, biological process: double-strand break repair via alternative nonhomologous end joining; DNA-templated DNA replication. The record is from RefSeq and is a predicted model, not a curated record. Gene Ontology annotation, molecular function: DNA-directed DNA polymerase activity; ATP binding; DNA binding. The transcript has 29 exons. Bases 1 to 7659 code for a protein of 2552 amino acids. Lineage: Eukaryota; Metazoa; Chordata; Mammalia; Dermoptera; Cynocephalidae.
AUGAAUCUUCCUCACCGUGGUGGGAAACGGCGGCGCUCAGUAUCAGACUCAGACUCGUUCUCGGGAAGCGGCGGCGACAGCAGUGACAGCUCUCGGCUCCCCUCCGGGCCGGUGCUCAGCCCGCCCCCGGGCCUGGGACGCAGCCUGAAGGACCGCUGCCGCCAGUCGGCCUCAGCUGCAGGGGAAUGCAAGCAGACAGUUCCUGACGACCAAAUAGACAAGCUGCUGUUGGCAAAUUGGGGACUUCCUAAAGCAGUUCUGGAGAAAUAUCACAGUUUUGGUGUAAAAAAGAUGUUUGAGUGGCAGGCAGAGUGCCUUUUGCUUGGAAAAGUCCUGGAAGGAAAGAAUUUAGUUUAUUCAGCUCCUACAAGUGCUGGGAAGACUCUUGUUGCGGAAUUACUUAUUCUGAAGAGGGUUUUGGAAAUGCAUAAGAAAGCUUUGUUUAUUCUUCCCUUUGUUUCUGUGGCAAAAGAGAAGAAAUACUAUCUCCAGAAUCUGUUUCAGGAAGUAGGAAUUAAAGUAGAUGGUUAUAUGGGCAGUACUUCUCCAGCAGGGCGUUUCUCUUCCUUGGAUAUUGCUGUUUGCACAAUUGAGAGAGCCAAUGGUCUGAUCAAUCGCCUGAUAGAGGAAAAAAAGAUGGAUCUCCAGGCAGAUUUAGUCAGUCCUCUGUGUAAUGCUGUGCAGAUUGUUGGCAUGAGUGCUACUCUUCCUAAUUUGGAACUUGUGGCUUCCUGGUUGAAUGCUGAACUCUACUAUACUGACUUUCGUCCCGUACCACUCUUGGAGUCAAUAAAAAUUGGAAAUUCCAUAUAUGAUUCUUCAAUGAAGCUUAUGAGGGAAUUCCAACCCAUGCUACAAGUGAAAGGAGAUGAGGACCAUAUUGUUAGUUUAUGUUAUGAGACCAUUCUUGAUAACCAUUCAGUAUUACUUUUUUGUCCAUCAAAGAAAUGGUGUGAGAAGCUGGCAGAUAUCAUUGCCCGAGAGUUUUAUAAUGUAUACCAUCAAGCUGAGGGAUUGGUGAAACCAUUUAAAUUUCUACCAGUAAUGCUGGAACAAAAGGGCCUCCUGGAAGUGAUGGAUCAGUUAAAAUAUUUGCCUUCAGGAUUGGACUCUGUGCUACAAAAAACUGUACCAUGGGGAGUAGCAUUUCAUCAUGCAGGUCUUACUUUUGAGGAGAGGGAUAUCAUUGAAGGAGCCUUCCGCCAAGGUCUCAUUCGGGUUUUGGCAGCAACUUCUACCCUUUCUUCUGGGGUGAAUUUACCUGCACGUCGUGUGAUUAUUCGGACUCCUAUUUUCAGUGGUCGACCUCUAGAUAUCCUUACUUACAAGCAGAUGGUUGGUCGUGCUGGCAGGAAAGGAGUAGAUACAGUAGGUGAGAGUAUCUUAGUUUGUAAGAACUCUGAGAAAUCAAAAGGCAUAGCUCUACUUCAGGGAUCUCUAAAACCUGUUUGCAGCUGUCUGCAAAGACAAGAAGGAGAAGAAGUAACUGCCAGCAUGGUACGAGCUAUUCUGGAGAUAAUAGUUGGUGGAGUGGCAAGUACAUCACAAGAUAUGCAGACUUAUGCUUCUUGCACAUUUUUGGCUGCCAGUAUGAAAGAAGGGAAUCAGGGAAUUCAGACAAAUCAAGAUUCUUUUCAACUUGGAGCAAUCGAGGCCUGUGUGAUGUGGCUGCUAGAAAAUGAAUUCAUCCAGAUUACGGAAGCCAGUGAUGGAACAGAAGGAAAGGUGUACCAUCCAACACAUCUUGGUUCAGCUACUCUUUCUUCUUCACUUUCUCCAACUGAUACCUUAGAUAUUUUUGCUGACCUCCAAAGAGCAAUGAAAGGCUUUGUUUUAGAGAAUGAUCUUCAUAUUGUCUAUCUGGUUACACCUAUGUUUGAGGACUGGACGGUUAUUGAUUGGUAUCGGUUUUUCUGUAUAUGGGAGAAGUUGCCAACUUCUAUGAAAAGGGUGGCAGAGCUAGUAGGAGUUGAAGAAGGGUUCUUGGCUCGCUGUGUGAAAGGAAAAGUAGCAGCCAGAACGGAGAGACAGCACCGACAAAUGGCCAUCCAUAAAAGGUUUUUCACCAGUCUUGUGCUAUUAGAUUUAAUCAGUGAAGUUCCCUUAAAGGAAAUUAAUCAGAAGUAUGGAUGCAACCGUGGACAGAUUCAAUCUUUGCAACAGUCAGCUGCUAUUUAUGCAGGGAUGGUUACAGUAUUUUCCAACCGCCUGGGCUGGCACAACAUGGAACUACUACUUUCCCAAUUUCAGAAGCGUCUUACAUUUGGUAUCCAGAGGGAGCUGUGUGACCUGGUCCGGGUAUCCAUACUUAAUGCACAGCGAGCCAGGUUCCUCUAUGCUUCUGGCUUUCUUACUGUGGCAGAUCUUGCUAGAGCAAGUAUUGCUGAGGUGGAGGUGGUUCUGAAAAAUGCUGUUCCUUUCAAAAGCGUCCGGAGGGCAGUGGAUGAGGAAGAGGAAGCAGUUGAAGAACGUCGGAAUAUGCGAACUAUUUGGGUGACUGGCAGAAAAGGUUUAACAGAAAGGGAAGCAGCAGCCAUUAUAGUGGAAGAAGCCAAAAUGAUUCUGCAGCAGGACUUAGUUGAAAUGGGAGUGCAAUGGGAUCCAUAUUCCUUUUUAAAUUCUGGUACACAUUCAUUGACCAGCAGUGAGUCAGAAGUAAAGGAACAUACAUUUAUACCCCAAACUAAGAGUUCUUAUAAAAGAAUAACAUCAAAAAACAAAAGUAACACAAUAUUUAAUGAUUCUUAUGUUAAGCACUCACCAAAUAUAGUGAAAGAUUUAGAUAAAAGUAGAGAGCAUACAAAUUCCUUUUAUUAUAAGUUCCAGAAUGGGAAUCAAGAACAUCAGAAACAUUCAGUUUUCAGAGGAAGAAAACGGGCUUCUUUGGACAUAAAUACAGGGAAGCCAGGAACCCCUCUGAAUGAGAGAAAAACAAGUACUAAGAAAGUUGUUCGGACAUUCUCAUUUGAAAAAACAAAAAAAGCAGCUUUGAAUUUCAGUUCAGAAAAGAUGAACACAACUUUUCAAUCUUGGAAACAGAGAAAGUGUCUAAAACAAUCCAGGGACAGUAGCCCUCUGAAAGACUCUGGGAUGUAUGGAAUUGAUUUACAGGGACAGACUAUGUCUAGUCCUAUUCUUUGUGAAGACCCAAUUUCCUUAGAUGAGAAGAAUAUGGAAUUUAGAAGUCCAGAGCCAUUUGCUAAAAACGGAUCUUUUUGUGCUGAGGGAAAAAACAAAACAUCAUUCCCGUUACAAAUAGAACAAAGCUGUUCAAGGAACAGAACAAUAACUAAUGAUAUUCUUGUGGAACAUUUUUACACAGGAUCCCAGAGUAAAAAUGUGACUUGUCAAGCCACUAGUGUGGUUAGUGAAAAUGGAAGGGGAUUAGCUGUUGUUGAAACAGAAAAAAUAAAUGAAGUGCUAAAACAAAAUGAUUCAAAAAACCAGAAUGUUUAUGUGGAACACCAUGACAUCCAUCCAAUGAACCAGUGCCUGGAAAUUCAGUCUAAUAAACAGACAACCACUUACACCAAACGAAAAAAAAAAAUGGAGAGACAAAUGCCCUGUGAGGCGGUCAGUAGAUAUAUGAAUGGAGAAUCAAAUGUUACUACUAUCACAUGUGAAAGUAUAAAGUUUAAUGCUGAGGAAAAUAAACCAAAUCAUUUUCAGGCAUUAGGAGAUAAUGUACACAGAACUGAAACGCCCAGUGGAAUACUUCUAUCAACUGGAACAUUUGGUAAAUUGGGAGGCCAGCAUGAGAAUUUUCUAAAAACCUCUAGAAUACAAGAAAUAAACAAAACUAAAAAUCCUGUUUCUAACUUAGGUUUAGCCCUCUGUGAUUUUGAAGAUAGUUUCUACCUGGAUACUCAAUCAGAGAAAAUAAUACAACAGAUGGCAACUGAAAAUGCCAAAAAAGGAGCAAAGGACGUCAACCUGGCAUCAGGGAUAAUGCGGAAGAACUUAGACAAACAGAACUUGAUGAGCUCUUUUCAGAAUGAGAUUCACAUUACUGUUCCUGGUAAACAGCAUUCUGCAGGAGUGACUCAUAUAGGUCAUUUGGACCUUAAGACUAUGGAUCCUAUGAAACAAAACACUGAUUCACUUGGGAUUGAUAUCCUGACUCCAGAAAGCCCAGUGUUUUAUUCUCCAAUACUAUUGGAGGAAAAUGGCCCUUAUUUUAAGGGGAAUGAACUUUCUGUUACUGACUCCCAGUUAAAUAGUUUUCUUCAAGGCUAUCAAACACAAGAAACUAUGAAAUCAGUCGUACCUCUGGUUCCUCAAAAGAGAACUCCCACUGGUAUAGAAGGAGAGUGUCUGCCAGUUCCUGAAACAAGUUUAAAUAUGAGUAAUAGUUUACUGUUCGACAGUUUCAAUGAAGACUGCCUAGUAAAAGAACAAACACCUGAUGUACAAGUGAAAGACCCCCUUACUUCUGAAAUAACAUCAAAUCAUUUCAGUGAUUCUUUGUGUCUACAAGAAGAGGGCCCAAUUGAAAAAUCAAAUAUAAAUGAGAAUCAAGAUAUUCAGCAGCAGUUGACUUGUUUCAAUGAUGAAUCUACUGUAUUUUCAGAAAUGGGUUCUUUUCAGAUGGUUGAAGCUUUGGAUAAUGUAGAUAUAUUUCCUGUUCAAGAAAAGCAUAAUACCGUAUCUCUUAAGGCAUUAGAACUAAAUGAUCUAGUGAUUGUAGGUAAUGAUCACUGCCAAGGAGAAGCAGUUGGAGGAGAUCAAGAUGAAAGAGCACAAAAAUCCAAAUUAACUGGGUCAAGGCAAAGUAAUUCAUUCAUAUGGUCAGGGGCAUCAUUUGAUUUAAGUCCAGGACUGCAAAGGAUUUUAGAUAAAGUGUCAAGUCCUCUAGAAAAUGAAAAGCUAAGAUUAACUAUAAACUUGUCUAGUUUGAAAGGAAAAAAUACAAAGUUAAAUGAGAGACAAGAAGUAAUUUCAAAUUUGGAGACAAAUCAAGUGUGGGGAAUUUCAUUUUCCCCUAAUGAAGUAGAAAGCAAGAAAGAGGCAUUAGAUAACAAUACCAAUCAUGGUGAAACCUCAUGCCUCUCGCCUUGUAAAGAAAGCUGCAUAAUUGAUGAUAAUGGUCUCAUUCCUCCUACACCCAUUCCAGCAUCUGCUUCUAAGCUGGCAUUUCCAGAGAUUCUUGGAACAUCUAUAAAAUUUUGGAAAACCGGUAGUGUUUCACAACCUGGCAAAAGUUAUUAUGGCUCUCCUUCAGUUAUUAAAAUCCAUGAUAUAAGUCCAGAGAGUAGAAAUGGUUUCAAAGGUGACAGUCCUGUCAGAGAUACAAGUUUUUCACUGCAGUUGUCACAGGAUGGAUUGCAGUUAACUCCAGCCUCAUGCAGUUCAGAAAAUAUGGCCAUAAUUGAUGUAGCAAGUGACCAAACUCUCUUUCAAACAUUCAUUAAGGAGUGGCAGUGCAAGAAGCGAUUUUCCAUUUCACUGGCUUGUGAAAAGAUUAGAAGUUUGACAUCUUCUAAAACUGCUACUAUUGGUGGUAGGUUUAAACAAGUUAGCUCACCUCAAGAAACCCCUAUUAGAGAUGAUGGAUUUCCUGUUCGAGGCUGUGAUGACAUCUUGGUGGUUGGACUGGCAGUAUGCUGGGGUGGAAGGGAUGCCUAUUACCUUUCAUUGCAGAAGGAGCAAAAGCAUUCUGAAAUUAGUGCCAGUUUGGUCCCACCUUCUUUGGAUCCAAGCUUGACUGUGGAAGACAGGAUGUGGCACCUUCAAUCCUGCUUGCAAGAGAAAUCUGAUAAAGAAUGUUCUGUUAUCAUCUAUGACUUCAUCCAGAGCUAUAAAAUUCUUCUUCUGUCUUGUGGCAUCUCCCUGGAGCAAAGUUAUGAAGAUCCUAAGGUGGCUUGCUGGUUACUAGAUCCAGAUUCUAAGGAGCCGACUCUUCAUAGCAUAGUUGCCAGUUUUCUUCCUCAUGAGCUUCCGCUCCUAGAAGGGAUGGAGACUGGCCAAGGAAUCCAAAGCCUGGGGCUGAAUGUCAGCACUGAGCAUUCUGGGCGAUACAGAGCAUCUGUAGAGUCCAUUCUCACCUUCAACUCUAUGAAUCAACUCAACUCUUUGUUGCAGAAGGAAAACCUUCAAGAUGUUUUCUGUAAAGUGGAAAUGCCCUCUCAGUACUGCUUGGCCUUGUUAGAACUAAAUGGAAUUGGUUUUAGUACUGCAGAAUGUGAAAGUCAGAAACACAUAAUGCAAGCCAAGCUGGAUGCAAUUGAGACUCAGGCCUAUCAACUAGCCGGCCACAGUUUUUCCUUCACCAGUUCAGAUGACAUCGCUGAGGUUUUGUUUUUGGAAUUGAAGUUGCCACCAAACGGAGAGAUAAAAAACCAAGGCAGCAAGAAAACUUUGGGUUCUACCAGAAGAGGGAAUGACAAUGGACGCAAGCUAAGGCUGGGAAGACAGUUCAGCACUAGUAAGGAUGUUUUAAAUAAAUUAAAGGCAUUACAUCCUUUACCGGGCUUGAUACUAGAAUGGAGAAGAAUCACUAAUGCUAUUACCAAAGUGGUCUUUCCCCUGCAGCGGGGAAAGCGUUUGAAUCCUUUUCUUGGAAUGGAAAGAAUCUAUCCUGUAUCACAGUCGCACACUGCUACAGGACGAAUAACCUUUACAGAACCAAAUAUUCAGAAUGUGCCAAGAGAUUUUGAGAUCAAAAUGCCAACACUAGUAGGGGAAAGCCCACCUUCCCAAGCUCUAGGCAAAGGCCUACUUCCCAUGCGCAGAGGACAAAAUAAGAAGAGUUAUAGCCUGAACCCUGGGCACCAGGCACAGAUGGAGGAGAGAGCCUCAGACAGAGGAAUGCCGUUUUCAGUUAGCAUGCGACAUGCGUUUGUGCCUUUCCCAGGUGGUUUAAUAUUGGCUGCUGAUUACUCCCAGCUUGAACUGAGGAUCUUGGCUCAUUUAUCCCAUGAUCGUCAUCUCAUUCAAGUGUUAAACACUGGAGCUGAUGUUUUCAGGAGCAUUGCAGCAGAUUGGAAGAUGAUUGAGCCAGAGUCUGUUGGGGAUGAUCUGAGGCAACAGGCAAAACAGAUAUGCUAUGGAAUCAUUUAUGGAAUGGGAGCGAAAUCUUUGGGAGAACAGAUGGGCAUUAAAGAAAAUGAUGCUGCCUGCUAUAUUGACUCUUUCAAAUCCAGGUACACAGGGAUUAAUCAUUUCAUGAAAGAGACAGUGAAGAAUUGUAAAAGAGAUGGGUUUGUUCAGACCAUUUUGGGAAGACGUAGAUAUUUGCCAGGAAUCAAAGACAACAACCCUUAUCAUAAAGCUCACGCUGAGCGUCAGGCUAUCAACACAAGAGUCCAAGGAUCGGCAGCUGAUAUUAUCAAAAUAGCCACUGUUAACAUCCAGAAGCAAUUAGAGACCUUCCACUCAACCUUCAAAUCCCACAGUCAUCGAGAGAGUAUGCUCCAAAAUGACAGAACAGGAUUGUUACCAAAGAGAAAACUGCAGGGGAUGUUCUGCCCAAUCAGAGGAGGCUUCUUCAUCCUUCAACUCCAUGAUGAACUCUUAUAUGAAGUGGCAGAAGAGGAUGUUGUUCAGGUAGCUCAGAUUGUCAAGAAUGAAAUGGAAAGUGCUGUCAAACUUUCUGUGACACUGAAGGUGAAAGUGAAAAUAGGUGCCAGCUGGGGAGAGCUGAAGGAUUUUGAUGUAUAACUGUGCCGUUGAUGAAGUCCUGCCAGGGAAGCCUGGUGCAGAUAUAGUCCUCUGGAAAGAACAGAGAUUACCCUUUCACCUACUUCAUGAAAACAUACUUGAAUCUUUAUAGACUUAAGAUAGUAAUUUUAUAGUGGGAGUUUCAAAAUGUAUAUCAAGAUCUAUUUUCUAUAGCAUCCAAAAACUUUUUUGGGGGUGGGAAGGGAAGGUGAAAUACCACGAUAAUGAUUAUAAUCAGUCUCAAAGGGUAUCUGUGAAUUUGCCUUUUAUAAUUUACUGUGGCUUUAAACAUAUUGCGAACAUAUGCUUGAAAUAUGCACUUAGCACUUUGGGUCCUCAUCUGUCUGGGUUGAGCGUGAAGAGAAUGGAGUUGCUGCCUCAGGCUCAUUUUCAGCUCUGUCCAGGAUUCAGGCACUUGUGCUGUAGACCCCAACAGGAGCCAUAGGCAGAUAAGGAUUUGGUUUCACAUACACCACCAGGGUUAGAUAUUGUGAUUCUCCCCCC